This is a messenger RNA of Cryptomeria japonica (Japanese cedar), 510 nucleotides long. RefSeq lists its product as uncharacterized. The transcript has a single exon. Lineage: Eukaryota; Viridiplantae; Streptophyta; Pinopsida; Cupressales; Cupressaceae. Gene Ontology annotation, molecular function: nucleic acid binding; RNA-DNA hybrid ribonuclease activity. The record is from RefSeq and is a predicted model, not a curated record. Bases 1 to 510 code for a protein of 169 amino acids.
AUGAAGGGGAUAUGGGAGGGACUAUCCAUCCCACCCUUUAUAGGGGAUGGCCCUGAAGCUAAUCUAAGGAAACGAGUUGCAUGUAAGUGGCAUCCUCCAGGUAAGGGAUGGCUGAAGCUAAACUUUGAUGGAGCUUCCCGAGGCAACCCAAGAGUGGUAGGGAUAGGAUGUUCUAUCCAUAACUGGGAAGGAAAGGAAAUUUUUCUCAGGGCUCACCCUAUAGGUAUCAAGACUAAUAACUGGGUUGAAUUGGUCACCCUGCUGGAAGGCCUCAAUCUUUGCAAAAAGAUGGGUGUGAAGAAUUUGGAUAUUGAAGGGGACUCAACAAUUACUAUCAAUGCUCUAAGAAAAGGUAGUAUUCCUAAUUGGAGACUCAACUCUCUAUUAACAUGGGCCAUUGAGUUAUGCAAGGGUUAUGAGAGAUUCAUGAUAAAUCAUAUCUAUAGGGAGGGCAACAAAAGGGCUCAUGAGUUAGCUAACUUGGGAGCAGAUGACAUUCAUCUUCCCUGA